GCGUCGCCGCGAGUGCUACGACGCUGCCAGGGGAGACGCAUCCUCUCUUCUCCGGUCGUCGCCGCCGAAGCCGAAGCCGGAGCGCGUGCAGUCGCAGCCGUGUGUGCCCGUGUCCGAAAAAUGUAAUAUGGCGAUGGUUGCGUCAAACAUGAGCGGCCACAUACAAAAGCAGCUCACCAGGAGCCUCGAGCGGAUCCUGGAGGAGGCGCACCUGAGCGGCGAGCUUAAACUGAGCGGUCGUAAGCUCAAGGACUUCCCAAAGGUCGGGAAAGCCGGCGCGGCCAAGUACAAUCUGCAGGACACCGUCAUCGCCGAUCUUUCGAAAAAUCGCUUCAGUGAGUUACCGGAGGAAGUCACGGAAUUUCCAUUCCUCGAGAAGCUGCACCUUUACCAUAAUGCCAUAAGAAUAAUCCCGGAAACCGUCUCGAUGCUCCAAUCCCUGAACUACCUCGAUCUUAGUCGAAACCAAUUGACGUCACUACCUCGAGAGAUAUGCAGGCUACCCCUCCAGACCUUGCUAGUCGCGCACAAUAGAUUAGCAUCUCUGCCAGAUGAACUGGGCAGGAUGACAGCGUUGGCAGAACUGGACGCAGGUUGCAACGAAAUCACGAGCCUUCCACCUCGAAUAGGCGACCUUGCGCGGCUCCGGUCUCUAGACUUGAGGAGCAACUUGUUGGUGCACCUGCCUAUAGAACUGACGUACCUGAGGCUCGUGAAGCUGGAUAUUAGCGGCAAUCGAAUAUCUGUGCUUCCGAACGAGAUGAGGAAGAUGAAGGGAUUGGUGGAUUUCAGACUGUCCGACAAUCCGCUGACCUCGCCGCCUGCCUCGCUAUGCAUUCGCGGGCGAACGCACAUUUUCAAGUACUUGGAAAGGCAGGCAGCGAAACACGAGAGAGCCAGAGGUGGUCGAACGCGGCGAGCACCUUUGGACGCGAGGGGUCACGUGACGCUGGACACGAGGUCGCAUCGGCGGCACAACGUUGACAGCGGGUACAGCACGAGCGAUGGCGUCGACAAGCGUUGGUCCCAGGAAAUCCACAGCGCGGUGCACGACGGUGAAGUACGCGGCUUGUGGCGGCAGGAAUGCUCACCGCUUUCGAUAACGCUACCGCACGAGGUAGGCGUGAACGGGUCCUGCAGUGGCACGUCGACACCUAGCACGAUUUCACCUGGGGAGCACACGUCUCUGGAAGAUGAAUUGGGCAAGGCGAUGAUACUGCACGAUCAGCUGGAAAAGAGGAGAUUAGAGAGGAGCACAUCGGAGAACGGGGCAGACAUUAGGAGACCGAUGAUCUCUGGCCUUCAUCACACAUCGAUUACGCCACCGGGCCAUCUGGAAUCCACGCAUUUGACGACGAGUCAGUCGCAGCAGACACCGUCCGCGCAAUCGGUACACCCGCUUCAGACUGCGAUGAAUCCCGCCAGCCUGGUGAACGGCGACGAUAAGAGGCCAUUGAAUCACAUACAAACGUACAGGGAGUACAAGGAAGCUCUGAAGCUGCAGAGAGCUAACGAAGGUCUAAGCGUAUAUAGACCUCGCGAACAGGUGACACCACCAGGCAAUGAGUCGCAAAACAACGACUCGACCGACUCGAGCAAUAAGGAAAUUAUUACUCUAACUGGUAAGCAAAUCUUUAACGAGGACAACGCGUUAAAGAGGCCGGUGCAGAAGGUCACCCCGUCGCGAAUCAACUACCAAAACACGCCGAUCAUUAACGGCAGCAACAACGAGUACAACAACAAGACCGGAAAAUAUUUCGAACAACCUUACAAAAAGCCUAGCUCGCCCAUCAAAACUUGCAGUAGUAUCCUGUCUGUGAACACGAGUCCAGCACACGCGCCCAGGCUGGUGAAAACCGCUGUUGGUUACGUAGAAGGCAAUAAGAGUCCAAGCAAAAACGGUGGCAGUCCGAAAUCUCCAGGAUCCGUUACGUGGAACAGUAAUUUGCCUGAAAAGUAUUCUUUUACUAUGAGAAGAGAAUUUGAACGCGCCAAAGAGGAAGCUGAUUUGAUUGAACAACUACGACAUCACAUAGAGACGAGAUUAAAAAUGGCACUGCCGGAGGACCUCGCACCAGCAUUAACGGACGGCGUUGUUCUUUGCCACCUGGCUAAUCAUGUCAGACCACGAUCGGUUGCCAGUAUACAUGUUCCUUCUCCCGCUGUACCUAAGCUGACAAUGGCGCGAUGCAGGCGUAAUGUCGACAACUUCCUCGAGGCGUGUCGAAAGAUUGGCGUCGAUGAGGAGGCGUUGUUGGACGCGGACGCAAUCAUGGACGUGGGUUACAUGGACGCGUACGGGCUGGAGGCUCUGGCGCGUCUCGUCACCGCUCUUCUCCUUGCUCGCGAUGAGGGGGGGAGUGGCACCGAAAAACCGGCCGCAGAUUCACUCCGUACGAUUCAGGACCGCGUUCUAUCCGCGAUGCUUCUCGCGACAUUCCUAUCCACCCUGGUUCUGCUCUACCUCUUCCCGCUCCCCAAUUAGUAAGACAGUGACGAGAAUGAAGAGCCGCCAGUGCGCGCGACAGAAACGAAGAAGUGACUGAUUGUGAGAGUUAAAAUAAGGGGAGAAAGAAAGUGUGCCAGAAUGAAAACUACGAUAUCUGGAGAUGACGAUUCCCAGAAAAAAUUUUUUUAUUCAUCAAAAAUCUGAGAAUUAUCAUCUCGUUUAAACAACGAUGCACGCGCGACACUUUCAAUGUUUCUUUCGUGAUUUGACACUCUUAGGGCGGCGUGUUCGAUUACUUUUUGUUUGCAUUUAUAUUUAUUGAGAUUUGAGAAAGUGUCGCGGAGAAGGGAAUUGGAUUUCGACGUCGAGGAUUCGCACAGGUGAUAUUUAACACAGAUCUCUUUAGACGAAAAGAAAAGACUUAGAAAUGGUUCGGUGAUGAGCAUGACAUUUUUCUUUUGUGAGAAAAAACUAAACACUUGAAUAUUUAUAUGAGAAAGUAAUUAUCGUCGACGUCGAAACGCUCUGCGAGUUGUUAAAAUGUCUUUCAGAGCGUACACAUCAAAGAAUGAUUCGUGAUCGCCGCGUCUAGGCGUUUUAAAAAAUAUCAGAAUAUAUCUUUUCGUAGGACCUCGCUGAGGCAGAGUACUUAGUUCUCAAUAAUCUCGAUUUAUCACAGAUUAGUAGCUUUAAAACAGGGUUGUUCGCUUUUUUCGACCUCCGUUUGCGUAAGUUUCUUCGCUCGAGCGAGUUCGAAUGCGCGAGCGAGAAACCUCAUGGUCAACGGAGAAUUUUUGGAGAUAGUUUUUAAGUAUCGAUAUAGGCAGCUUGGUGAAAUGUUUAAUCGGAUAAGUAUUACGUAAGUUUUGUUUCGAUAAGAGCCUUCAUUUUUCAUUGACGAUGUAUACUAUUUGCAUGCGAGAGUUCGUGAGAUAACAACGUUGCGAAACACGAGAAACACGACUGUCCAAGCAAAAUUUUCUUUCACAGUCUCAUUAGUUACCUUGACGUAAAAUCAAAGAGCGCAAUCAAAGGCGAAGGCGCGCUCGCAUAUCAUUUGGUUGUCUGGUUUCUGUAAGCGUAUCUUACAGAAUGAAUUGGUUGUCGGAUCGUCGCUUGCGAUCGUGCAAGCUGAUUUUCAUCAUCGGCUGAACCGAUGAGAUGAUAUUUUGAUAAAAAGCAGGAUGAAAACGAUGGUCAAAAUCGGGAAAAUGGUGGUGUGCAAUACUUGUUCAAGAAUUGUAUAAAUCGUAUAUAUUCAUCCUACAUAUUUAAUUGUUCCGUAUUCUCGGAAAGUAUUCAUUGCCUUCUAUACGAUGAAAGCCUCCGAUUUACAAUCGUCUUAGCUAGUAUUGCGACAUCAAUCUUUGUAUGUUUAAUAUGCCUGGGAUCUGCGAUUGUCUCUCAGGAAGAGAAAAAAUGAGCGGAAACGAAAGGAUAGCUAUCGAUUGCCUUCGAUGGUAGUAUUUUUUUAAGAUUCGACCAAUGAACCGCCAUCUAUGGCUUUUUCAGGAUUGGUGGAUCUGUGAUAGGUAGCCUGCAAAUAUAUUACAGGAUUCACAAAAAGGUGCUAAGGAAAUCUCUUUUUAGUUCGAGGAUUUUCUAUUUUGGUACGUAAGGUCUAACGAGAGAUAGAAUUUGAAAGAUAAUAAGGUGAUGUUUAUAUUUGUUUGUUGUAAGUUAUUACUAGGGGUAUAUCGGUUUCUUUGCUCGUAAUUUCGUAAGUUUAGAUCGAUUGUCUUCUUUAUAUGCAGUUAUUUGACACAAAAAUAGACAUAUUUAUUUCAGAAAGGAAGGAAACAAAAUAGAGCACUCUUCAAUACUUUAUUCGACCAAAUAAUUCGAUCGUGAUACUUACAAGUAGAUCGGAGUUAUUUUAAUUUGUAUUUUUGGAAAAUCUAUCUUAAAUCGAAUUUUAUGAUCGCUAAGAACGUAACAAUCAAAAUUCUACAGGUGGUAUUGAAAAUUAAAUUAUCGACUUUAAUUUUCAAUAUAUUUACUCUUCCAAG
Nylanderia fulva is the source of this 4458-nucleotide messenger RNA. It is a transcript of the gene Lrch, whose product is annotated as Leucine-rich-repeats and calponin homology domain protein. The record is from RefSeq and is a predicted model, not a curated record. Gene Ontology annotation, molecular function: protein binding. NCBI's taxonomy places the organism in Eukaryota, Metazoa, Arthropoda, Insecta, Hymenoptera, Formicidae. Gene Ontology annotation, cellular component: cytoplasm.